Messenger RNA from Microtus oregoni (creeping vole), 4295 nucleotides. It is a transcript of the gene Gpr176, whose product is annotated as G protein-coupled receptor 176. The transcript has 3 exons. The record is from RefSeq and is a predicted model, not a curated record. Gene Ontology annotation, cellular component: plasma membrane. Bases 499 to 2190 code for a protein of 563 amino acids. NCBI's taxonomy places the organism in Eukaryota, Metazoa, Chordata, Mammalia, Rodentia, Cricetidae. Gene Ontology annotation, biological process: G protein-coupled receptor signaling pathway. Gene Ontology annotation, molecular function: G protein-coupled receptor activity.
UGGUUCCCGGGGUUCAGGUUGCCUUGGGGAGGCGGGGAGAUCGCAGCCCCGCAACCCAGGCUGACCGUCCCGGUGUCCUGGCGCCCGGCCGAGUGUGCGGGGCCCCGCUGUGGACCCUCAGGGCCUCCAACCCAAGUCUUGACUGCCCACGGGGUCUAGCCCUCACCCUCCCAGCUACGGUCACUAGGCUGGGGGCAUUUCUUGGGGUUCUCACCGCCCUAGCCUCGAAGCCAGUAGCCUUGAUAUAGCAUCAGCCAGGUGCUCCCAUCUCUGUAGGGACAGGGGACCAGAGCGUGCGUGGGUCCUCCGCAGCCACCGAUGUCUCUGCAGGGUGGGCUUGGCCGCGGUGCCCUCCCCACCCUCGGGAGGAGGGCCCAGCGAUGCGCUGUGACCGUGCCGCCUCCAUGUGGCUGCUGACGGACCCAGGGGGGGAGCAGGCAUGGGGCGCGGCCGCGCCUCCCUCCCACCCCUCCUCGCGGACGGACUGCUGGCUAGGCUAUGAGCAGACGUGAGGGGCCAGCCGCCCGCCCGGCUCUGCAGGACGCUGCUUGGCUCCCGCGCGUCGGUCCCACAGCGCCCAGAGCAGGAGCGGCUGUGCGCGGGGCUCCGAGGCCGGGCGGGCGAGCGCAAGCCCCUAGCUUCGCUAUGGGGCACAACAACAGCUGGGUGUCGCUUAACACCAGCCACCCGCGCAACACGUCGGGCGCUGAGGCUGGCGCCAACCGCAGCGCCCUCGGGGAGCUGAGCGAAGCGCAUCUGUACCGCCAGUUCACAAUCACCGUGCAGGUCAUCAUCUUCAUCGGUUCGCUGCUCGGAAACUUCAUGGUGUUAUGGUCAACAUGCCGCACAACCGUGUUCAAAUCUGUCACCAACAGGUUCAUUAAAAACCUGGCCUGCUCUGGGAUUUGUGCUAGCCUGGUCUGCGUGCCCUUCGACAUCAUCCUUAGCGCCAGCCCUCAGUGCUGCUGGUGGAUCUACACUAUGUUCUUCUGCAAGGUUGUCAAAUUCCUGCACAAAGUCUUCUGCUCUGUAACCAUCCUCAGUUUCCCUGCCAUUGCCCUGGACAGGUACUACUCAGUCCUCUAUCCUCUGGAGAGAAAAAUAUCUGAUGCCAGGUCUCGGGAACUGGUGAUGUACAUCUGGGCGCAUGCAGUGGUGGCCAGUGUCCCUGUGUUUGCUGUGACCAAUGUAGCCGACAUCUAUGCUAUGUCCACCUGCACGGAAGUCUGGAGCAACUCCUUGGGCCACCUGGUGUAUGUUCUGCUCUACAAUGUCACCACAGUCAUUGUGCCUGUGGCUGUGGUAUUCCUCUUCCUAAUCCUGAUCCGGAGGGCCCUGAGUGCCAGCCAGAAGAAGAAAGUCAUCAUUGCUGCCCUGCGGACCCCACAGAACACCAUCUCCAUCCCCUAUGCGUCCCAACGGGAGGCUGAGCUACAUGCCACCCUGCUCUCCAUGGUGACAGUCUUCAUCCUCUGCAGCGUACCCUAUGCCACCCUGGUUGUCUACCAGACUGUGCUCAAUGUCCCUAACACUUCCGUCUUCUUGCUCCUUACUGCCAUUUGGCUGCCCAAAGUCUCCCUGUUGGCCAACCCUGUGCUCUUCCUAACGGUGAACAAAUCAGUCCGGAAGUGCUUGGUUGGGACCCUGGUGCAGCUGCACCACCGAUACAGUCGCCGCAAUGUGGUUAGCACUGGGGGUGGGGUGGCUGAGGCCAGCCUGGAGCCGAGCAUGCGCUCUGGCAGCCAGCUCUUGGAGAUGUUCCACAUUGGGCAGCAGCAGAUCUUUAAGCCCUCCGAGGACGAGGAAGAGAGUGAGGCCAAGUAUCUUGGCUCAGCGGAUUUCCAGGCCAAGGAGGGACUCGCCUCCUGUUCUGAGGGAGAGCAGGAGCCACAGCCCGCAGCCUCUGUAACGCCUCCAGGCACGGUGGACUCUGUAUCUCAGGAGGCCCCGAUAGCCCCUGUGGAACAUGGGGUAUUCCCUGAUAAAUAUUCUCUGCAGUUUGGCUUCGGGCCUUUCGAGUUGCCCCCUCAGUGGCUCUCUGAGACCCGACAUAGCAAGAAGAGGCUGCUCCCCCCCCUGGGCAACACCCCAGAGGAGCUGAUCCAGACAAAGGUGCCCAAAGUAGGCAGGGUGGAGCGGAAGAUGAGCAGAAACAAUAAAGUUAGCAUUUUUCCAAAGGUAGACUCCUAGCAAGGAUUGUAAGUGCCUGGGAACCACAGGGAGCUUGUAAGUCCCUGCCCUCCCUUCACUCCGGCUGCAAGCCACUGUGGGGGUGAUUCUUCCUGUAUGGGGCAAAAGGGAAGUUUACAUAAAAUCCAGUGUCCUCUUUGUUGAGGGAGUAUAUAUCUACCCAUCUAUCUUAGUGAUCUGUGUCCUUAGUCAAACCCCAUUGUAAGCUGGGCAAUAUGGAACAGGUCUGAGGGUCCUUCAUCCAUAUUUUCCAGGGGACUCCUCCUUUCCCUGUGCAUAGCAGAGAACCCAAGAGAAGCAGGUACUCCGAGGAGGCCUAGAUAAUUAUGGGCUGCAAUAGCCACAAAGGUGAAGUUGAUUUUUUUUAAUUUUGUUUUAUUUUUUUAUUUUGAGACUGGGCUUCUCUAUGUAUCGCUAGCUGGCCUGGAACUCACUAUAUAGACCAGGCUGGCCUCGAACUCAGAGAUCCCCCUGCUUCUGCCUCCUGAGUGCUGGGAUUAAAAGUCUGUGCCACCAUGUCCAGUGAAGAAGCCUGUCUGGGUAACUAAAUAGGAAUAACAAAUAGGAAAGGUUUCUGUCCUGCGAGGCCAUAGCCACGGUGCCCAGGGGUGUUCCUGAGUCAGUCAUCCGACUCCUGUGUCCCUGGAGCUUUCAUCCGGGUUUCUGGGUCAUAAAGUGUGUGUGUGUGGGGUGGCUGGUUCCACCUUAUGACAGACAUGGCAAUGUCUGAGAGAGGCUGUUUGUCCUUGAUUAUCUUUGCACCCUGUGGGCAUCACCAAGGUCUCCAACAGUUGUACCCUGCUUCCACCAGUCACCAGCAGCGCUAGCUAGAAAACACUGCCAACCCUUCGCUGUGGCUUUUGCUUUAGACUGUAUUGGAUCAGCAACCUGGAGGGAAGAUUUGCGCUGGGGAAGACAGGCUGAGAAAUGCCCAUGAGGCACAGUCUUCUUUUCUUCCACACCAUCUAGUACAAAAGACCAGAGUCUUAUAGUGGGAUAUCUGGCUGGCUGCAAGGGCGAAGUAACGUAGGCAGAUGUUUGGAAUUAAAAGGUGCUGAAGAAAUGCAGGUGACAUGUACUGGGUUCUCUGGUGCCAUUAAGGUAAAAAUACUCGAUUAGGACUUGCUAGUCUGACACAGAGAACAGGCCAGCCCUCCAGUCUUGUUAUCAGUGUGUUGUAUGACUCUGGUCUCCACAGAAGAUAAACAGAGUAGGGAGAAAUAAUAAUUGCGAAAUGCUAAAGCAAUGCCCACCCUGGAGCACCGCCUGCCUCCCAGUGGUUUCGUAUGAACCGCGGUGGGAAGGAAAGAGCUCUCUUCUCAGCAGCUCUGUGACCUGGUUCUUGUGUGUAAUCCACCAUGAGACUGAUCUCCUGGGCUGAAUUCAGACCCAACCCUUCCCCCUGAUAUCCAGUGGAUGUCUCUGCCUUCUUCUAGGAUGCUUUGCUCUUGUUCAUGGUACUUGGUGGAGUCAGUAGGGUGCCUUGAAUAUCCACUCACUGGCAGACUUCCGCAUCUCAAAGGCAGUGGUCCUAGCAAUGUCUGUUUUAGCCAUGCUGGCCCUUGUCCCCUAGGAGGAAGUUCAGUCCGUGUGUAGGGAGUCUCCUUUUUUUCUCUGUGAUGCCCUGUGCUUCCCGAGUGUGAACCCAAAUCCCUUCUCCUUGGAGAGGAAAGGCCUUCCCCAUCUCCUCAUCUGUGUUUGUCACCCCACAGACUUGUUUGCUCACAGCAGAAACAGGGGACUGGCACCCCUCUUGAGGCUCUGCUGCCCCCUGGGCCCUGUGUGCAUGCCACCUGUCGCUCUCGGCCCUGAUACGUGUUAAUACUGUGGCCCUUCAAGCUCAUACUUUGAAGCCUUCUUAAUUGUUUCAGCUUUUCUGAAGGGGAAAAAGAAUCUGUCAGAAAAUUCUCUGUACCCGAGAAGAAGCUGUCAAAUGUACUCAUCAUGUUGGUGUCACCCUGACAAUGCGUAUGUACGACCUAAUCCGCUCGCAGCAGCAGAGUUUGGUUAGCUGUUUCUUGUGGUGUGUUUGAAAGGGAAGGCUGAUGUCUACUAGGUUGUCACCAAGUGUAUUUCUAUACUCUGUGAAGAAUAACAUUUUAAUA